Clonostachys rhizophaga is the source of this 2421-nucleotide messenger RNA. The record is from the annotation of a GenBank genome assembly. NCBI's taxonomy places the organism in Eukaryota, Fungi, Ascomycota, Sordariomycetes, Hypocreales, Bionectriaceae.
AUGGUGCACCAAACUUUUGCUGCCCAGGACCUCUCAGAGGCUGCGGUGGGCGGCCCAAUUGCGAUCAAUGACGGCCGCUUCGUCGAUGCCUUUGGCCGCACGCUGUCGCUGCGUGGCCUCAACAUCUCCGGCUCCAGCAAGCUGCCCACCACCCCCAAUGGCCUGUCGCACCUCACCGAUGGCUUCUACGAGCACCGCACCGUGACCUUCGCCGGCAGGCCCUUCCCCCUGGAUGAGGCGCCUCUUCACUUCCGCCGUCUGCAGGCCUGGGGAUUACCGCUUGUCCGCCUGCUGGUGACGUGGGAGUCGAUUGGCCAUUCUGGCCCCGACCCUUCCGCCGAUCUGGACCUGGAGUACAUCGCCUAUCUGCGUCAGCUCAUCCAGAUGAUGCCCCAGUACGGCAUCAAGUGCUUCAUCUGCGCCCAUCAGGAUGUCUGGAGCCGAUUCAGCGGUGGCAGCGGCGCCCCCGGCUGGACCUUCGAGGCGGCAGGUCUGGAUAUCGAGGCUUUCCCCGACACUGGCGCCGCAUAUGUGCAUGGCCAGGACGAGAUGAGGCGGGCCAACGCGCCCGUCAACGAGAAGGAGCCCAGCGGUCCCUUUGUGUGGCCCUCGGGGUACCAGAAGCUGGCAGCAUCCACCAUGGCCACCCUCUUCUGGGCAGGCGAUGCUCUUGCACCAAAGCUCCAAUGCCGACGGCGCACAGUGUCGACGUCUGCAGAGACAGCAGAGGAAACGGUGUCGAUCAAGGAUUACCUCCAGGAUGCCUUCAUCGAGGCGUUUGGAAAGCUGGCUGAUGAGCUCAGUGAUUUGGAAUCUUGCCUCGGCUUCGAACCCAUCAAUGAGCCGCAUCGAGGUCUGAUAAACCUGCAUGACUUCCAUGGCUGGAACUACAACACCGAUCUUCACAUUGGCCAUUAUCCCACUUUCGCCCAGGCCCUCGCGCUCGGUAGCGGAUAUGCCCAGACUAUCAAAUACUACGUCAAGUCCUGGCCCUUCCCGACACGCGUCUCUCACCGCUCGUACCUGGAUCCAAAGGGCCGGUCUGCUUGGUUGCCUGUCGAUGGAGACAAGCCGGCAAACCAAAAGCACGGCCUGGGCGAAUGUGUAUGGAAGGCCCAUGGCGUCUGGAGCUGGGAUGAGAAGAAGAAGACGGCCAAGAUUCUGCACAGGAAUUAUUUCGAUGUCGACCAUCGGCCCGGCCGCGAGGGCACCAAGAUUGAAUGGUAUCACGACUUUUACGCACCGUUUCUAAAGAAAUUUUGCGAUCGCGUAUCUCGUAAGAACAAGAGAUUCAUGUCUUUCUUCGAACCGAUCCCCAACGAGUUCAUUCCACCAUGGGUCGCGGAUAAGGACGGACGGACAAAGCAAUCCUACGCUGUCGAUACCGUCCUGGAUGUUCCGCGACCGCAGAACCUGGUAUACGCGCCGCAUUUCUACGACCUAAACGUUUUGUUCAGUAAACACCAUGCGUGGAUGAGCGUGAACGUUCAGGGGCUUUCAAGAGGCAUGUUCCUCCCCUUGGCACUGUACUUCGGAGCGUCCGGCUUGCGCAAAAAUUACCGCAAGCAACUUGGGAAUAUCGCCAAGCACGGGUCAAAGUCGCUUGGCAGUCACGUCCCGACGAUUAUUGGCGAGAUAGGCAUCCCCUUUGACGUGAAUGGCUCUCGUGCCUUCAAGACUGGCCAGUACGAUGUCCAGCGUGAUCUGAUGAACGCCCUGAUUGCGGGCAUGGAGGACAACCACAUCGGAUUUACCCUCUGGAACUACAACCCUCACAACCGGGUAGAGUACGGCGACGGCUGGAACAUGGAGGACUUCUCCGUCAUCAAUGGCGAUGAGCCUCUGGAGCACGAUCUCAUUCGACAGGAUUACCGCAACAAACCCCACGAGGACGAUGAGCUGUACCGCGGCGGCCGCGUGCUGGACGUCAUCAUCCGGCCCUACGCCGCUAAGACUGCUGGCAGGCCUCUUCGCUCCAACUGGGACGAGCGCACCCUGCGAUACGAAUUCGAGUGGCAGAGCUCCGGCCAGCCCGCCGCCGGCGUCGACGACAGAGCCUACCUCACAGAGGUGUUCAUCCCCGCCUACCACUACGCGAAGCACAAGUUGAUCAUCACUGUCAGCGAUGGCGAGUGGACACACGAUGAAGCGCAGCAGACGCUUCGAAUUCGGCAGUCUCCUGGCUCUGCGAGCUCCCGCCACCGCCUCGUUGUAGAGAUCGGCGACUUGCAGGAGCACCUGGCCCAGCGCGUGGCAUUGCGACGCCAGGCAAACCUGCCCGCCAGCAUUCUGGAUUCCCUCCCCGCAGACGUAGAGGUCUGGGCCGAGGGCGUAGACUGGAGCAAGGUGUUCGGAACAGUGUUCUUCUUUCUGCUCGCCGUGGCCGCCGCUCUUCUGGCAGUGAUUCUUCAGAAAGAGUGA